Entrophospora sp. SA101 is the source of this 1536-nucleotide messenger RNA. NCBI's taxonomy places the organism in Eukaryota, Fungi, Glomeromycota, Glomeromycetes, Entrophosporales, Entrophosporaceae. The record is from the annotation of a GenBank genome assembly.
AUGGUUGGCAACUUUGGUAAUGUUGAUGAAACAAAAAACAACAUUAAGGUGGUCGUAAGGUGCAGAAACUUAGUAGAUGGAGAGAGUUCAGAAUCAAUUGUUGUAAACAUGAAUCAACAAAUGGUAUUUGAUUCCGUAGCUUAUCCAAUGUUGGAAGAUGUGCUGAAAGGGUUUAAUUGUACAUUGUUUGCAUAUGUAAAAGUAUCUUAUGUUGAGUUAUAUAAUGAAGAAUUGAAGGAUCUGUUAUCUGAUAAUGAUCGAGAUAAAUUGAUAGUUUCCAUGAAGGGUUUGAAGAAUCAUAAAGAGAUGGAUAUAAACAAUGCCAGUGAGGGCAUUGAUAUUUCAAAGCAAGGGGUGAUUAGAAGGAAAACUGCAGAAACCAACUAUAAUAAAAAGUCAAGUCGUUCCCACUCAAUAUUUACAGUAACAGUUGAAAUGUCAUUGAAUGAUGAAAAAUUGACAAAAGUUGAAAAAUUGAAUUUUGUCGACUUGGCAGGAUCAGAAUGUGUUGCUCUCACAGGUACCAAUGACACACGCUCAAAAGAAACCGGAAACAUCAAUACUAGCUUGUUAACACUUGGUCGAUGCAUUAAUUUACUUGGUGAAAAUUCUGGACAUGGGCAUGUUCCUUAUACGGAUAGCAAAUUGACCCAAUUAUUAAAAGAUUCAUUUGGUGGAAACACCAAAACAACAAUGAUUGCAACUAUAUCACCGGUGGAAGCAAACUUAUCAACAUUAAAUUAUGCAAGUCAAGCCAAAAAUAUCAUUAAUAAGCCAGUCAUAAACAGGAAGGAAGGACCUUGUAAUUUACAAAAUGAAAUAUUUAAAGAAGAAAAUACAAAAAUCAAAGAUUUGCAUGAUCUAAAUCAGAAUUUGAAUUUAGAUGAAAAAGAUGGAUCAGUGCGAAAAGCAAUGGCGGAAUUACAAAAAUCAGUUAAUGAUGACCCUGAAGAUGAUAUUGAAGAGACAGCAAAUAUGAUUAGCAUAGGGCUCAAUCUUAUUUUGGCACAUAAAGAGGUUAAAGAAAAGAUGCUGGAAGAAAUUAAUCAAGUAUUUGCUGAUAACUCAAAACGUCCAAUGACACAUGAAGAUUAUGAGAAAAUGGAAUAUUCUCAAGCCGUUGUGAAAGAAUUUUUAAGGUAUCACACUAUAGCACCAGCAUUGAUUCGCCAGACAACAUCAGAAAAUGCAGAAAUUAGUGGCUAUAAUUGGCCAGCUGGUACAUGCGCUUUUAUAGAUGUUAAUGGAUUGCAGAAAAACCCUGAUUGUUGGGAAGAUGCCGAUCAAUUCAAACCAGAACGGUUUCUAGAAUGUGAGGUAGACAAAAUAGGCAAAUAUACUUAUACACCUUUUGGUGGUGGUGUACGCAUCUGUCCUGGUCGUCUCAUGGCAAGGAUUACAAUAGCUUCAGUUCUUAUUAAUUUAUUGAGAAAUUAUGAUAUUGAAUAUUAUGAGAAAGAAAAUCAACUCAAAUUUAUUGAUAGUUUCAUAAAUGUUGUAACUGAUUUUAAAGUUAUUCUUAAACCCAAAAAUUAA